GCGGCGGCGGCGGCGGCGGCGGCCGAGGGAGGCGGAGACUCGACCGAGACGCGGGGGGAGGCGGCGGCGGGGCUGCUGCAGGCGGAGCGGCGCGGAGCAGCGCGGGGCCGCACGGCCGCCCGGAGAUUUGUAAGACUCCAGGGCCUUCAUGCUGUGAUUAAUCAGAUGGUUCCUGAAAUGACUGGGAAAACAGACACUUUACGGGCCAGUUGAAGAGUGUAUGUCGGUGUAUAUUUAAAACCUUUCUAUGCACACACACACACACACACACACACACACACACACACGAGAAGACAGGCUCAUUCUGGUGCACACUUGAAGCAUUUUACAACUGAUGAAAAUUAAUCUAAGAAUCAGAUGGAGCAACUUGACACCACUGGGCUCAGCGGCCCGGGGAGAAAAAUACAUCACUAAUGGCCAAUUUUCCAUAUGGUCUUCACGGGUAAAGAAAGUUUGCAAAAAGAAGAAAAAAAAACUUGCACAGAUCAAGCUUCAAAAAUACCUCUCCAGUUGAAAUAAGGAGCUAAGUGAGACGGUGCCCGAGGGAGAAGUGUGAUUUCAAGCAUUGCCGGUGGGAUCAAGCAGUGGUUUUUGCACUUUAUUUUUCAGUGGAUUUGAUGAUUUGGACAGAGACUGUAAAAUUCUGGACUGACAAGUUUCUUUACUGUGAGCUGGUGACUGGAGGAAAGCCAGUUCAGGUUUGAUGGGACAAGUUUGAACAAUGAACUGGUUCCUUUGCCUUUUUCAGUUGACUAUACUCGAGAAACUUUAAUUUAUUUUUUCCCUUUCCUUUUCUGUAUCUACAGGAUAAUAUUAUUUGAAACCGAUAAAUAAAUAUCAAGGAACAUCCAAGCAAAGCUUCUUUUCCUUGGACUGUACGUGUGGCAUCUGGAAACAUUCUCUGAAUGUGAACAGAAAAGGGCCCAUCAGCAAAAUGUGGUAACUCUUGAGGGACACAGUGGGGAAGAGCCCGACCCUGCCUGUGUUUUGUUCUCUUCUCUUCUGUGGAGUUCAAGAAGACUUGUGCAUAUAAGAGGAGGAUUACUUGAUGGACUUAAAUCUGAGAUUCUUCUUUUUUCUUCCAAGAUGAAAAAAUGUGUGAUUUUUAGGAGCAGAAAGGGGAGAAGUUAGACUGGGGGGAGGAAGGAGACAGGCAAAAGAAGAAAUCUGCAGCGAGGCUUCGUUUUGUCAGCAAGAGGAUUUAGGACUCACCUGAGGCAAACGCUUGGACCAACGCCCUGGCUCUGCGGCGUGAAGGGGCUUCCUCUCGCCCCCUCUCUGGCAUGAGGGCUGCGUGGGCUGUGAGGGCAGUCAGAUAGAGCCCCGCUCUCGGGGGUGGGGGGUGGGGGGGGAGCACAGGGACCUGCCAGGACACCGCUGGGCUCUGAACCACGGCAAAGAACUUUUCUUCCUAAACUUGGACUGCUGUCUGCACAAACUGGUCGUUCUGCACGGUGUGUGUGCCUUUUCCCCCUUUAUGCAAUCUUUUUCAGCUUUGGCAGCAGAAAUUUGUCUCGUUGAGAAAACAUGCCAGAGGGUAGCUUCAGAAAGAGGAGGAUCCCCUGUGCUUUGUUUCUGCGUGUGAACUUUUGAAGAAAAAAUUCCAGCUCGAGGGAUUCUUAAAGCCUUAAGUUACUUGAAAUCUAUGUAUUUGCAACCCUUGGUCUCUGGAAUCAUAUUACACUAAACUGGAAUCUCAGGCGGAAUCAGAAUAACCAAGUUGAGUAAACAGAAGGAAACUCAGUUUCUUGAUCACUACAUAUUAAUGAUGCUCUUUCUCCAAAGGGUCAGCCCACUCUUCCUCUAAGGACUUGAAAAUAAAAAUGGACCCCACAUUUUUUUAAGCAUCACCUUUUCUUAGCAGACUGCCAUCAUCUUUUAUAGAGGAAUUUUUUCACUAUGCAUUUGGUGGAUCUUUAUAAAAUACUGACCUUCUAAUUAGAUCCAGGUCAAUCUUAACUAAAGGAGACCGGAGAAGCCAAGCAAGCCAACCACAAAAAUAGAAUUAAUCAAUGAGAGGAAUUGGGUUAGCUUUUUCAGCACUCAGCAUUGCUCUUUAAGUACAAGAGCCCACUGGGAGAAGUAUGUAUGCAGCGGUGGAGCAGGGGCCUGUGCUCUGCAGCGACUCGAACAUCCUCUGCCUGUCCUGGAAGGGGCGCGUCCCCAAGAGCGAGAAGGAGAAGCCUGUGUGCAGGAGGCGCUACUAUGAGGAGGGCUGGCUGGCCACGGGCAACGGCCGGGGCGUCGUGGGCGUGACCUUCACCUCCAGCCACUGCCGCCGGGACAGGAACACGCCACAGAGAAUUAACUUCAACCUGCGGGGCCACAACAGCGAGGUUGUGCUGGUAAGGUGGAAUGAGCCAUACCAGAAGCUGGCCACGUGUGACGCAGAUGGAGGGAUCUUUGUGUGGAUUCAGUAUGAAGGGAGAUGGUCUGUGGAACUGGUCAACGACCGAGGGGCUCAGGUGAGUGAUUUCACGUGGAGCCACGAUGGGACUCAAGCGCUUAUUUCAUAUCGAGAUGGGUUUGUCCUGGUCGGUUCUGUCAGUGGACAAAGACACUGGUCAUCUGAGAUCAACCUGGAAAGUCAGAUCACAUGUGGCAUAUGGACUCCUGAUGACCAACAGGUGCUGUUCGGCACGGCCGAUGGGCAGGUGAUCGUCAUGGACUGCCAUGGCAGGAUGCUGGCGCACGUCCUCCUGCACGAGUCGGACGGCAUCCUCAGCAUGUCCUGGAACUACCCUGCCUUCCUGGUGGAGGACAGCAGCGAGAGCGACACGGACUCGGACGACUACUCCCCGCCCCAAGAUGGUCCAGCAGCAUAUCCCAUCCCGGUGCAGAAUAUCAAGCCCCUGCUCACCGUCAGCUUCACCUCGGGGGACAUCAGCUUAAUGAACAACUACGAUGACUUGUCUCCUACUAUCAUCCGCUCAGGCCUGAAAGAGGUGGUGGCCCAGUGGUGUACGCAGGGAGACCUUCUGGCAGUCGCUGGUAUGGAACGGCAAACCCUUGGUGACCUUCCCAACGGCCCUCUCCUGAAGAGUGCCAUGGUCAAGUUCUACAAUGUUCGUGGGGAACACAUCUUCACACUGGACACACUUGUGCAACGCCCCAUCAUCUCCAUCUGCUGGGGCCACCGGGACUCUAGGCUGCUGAUGGCUUCAGGACCAGCCCUGUACGUGGUGCGUGUGGAGCACCGGGUGUCUAGCCUGCAGCUGCUGUGCCAGCAGGCCAUCGCCAGUGCCCUGCGAGAAGACAAGGAUGUCAGCAAGCUGACCCUGCCCCCUCGCCUCUGCUCCUACCUCUCCACUGCCUUCAUCCCUACCAUCAAGCCCCCCAUUCCAGACCCUAACAACAUGCGAGACUUUGUCAGCUACCCCUCGGCUGGCAACGAGCGCCUGCACUGCACCAUGAAGCGCACGGAGGAUGACCCAGAGGUGGGAGGCCCAUGCUACACACUCUACCUGGAGUACCUGGGCGGGCUCGUGCCCAUCCUCAAGGGGCGGCGUAUCAGCAAGCUGCGGCCAGAGUUUGUCAUCAUGGACCCUCGGACGGAUAGCAAAUCAGAUGAAAUCUAUGGGAACAGCUUGAUCUCUACCAUGAUCGACAGCUGCAACUGCUCGGACUCCAGUGACAUUGAACUAAGUGAUGACUGGGCUGCCAAGAAAUCUCCCAAAAUCUCCCAAGCAAGCAAGUCACCCAAACUCCCAAGGAUCAACAUCGAGGCUCGGAAGUCACCCAAGUUGUCCCGGGCCGCUCAGGAGAUGUCCAGGUCCCCUCGGUUGCCCAUGCGCAAGCCCUCCAUUGGCUCGCCCAGCCUGACGCGAAGAGAGUUUCCCUUUGAAGACAUCACUCAGCACAACUAUCUUGCUCAGGUCACGUCUAAUAUCUGGGGAACCAAGUUUAAGAUUGUGGGCUUGGCUGCUUUCCUGCCAACGAACCUCGGUGCAGUAAUCUAUAAAACCAGCCUCCUGCACCUCCAGCCGCGGCAGAUGACCAUCUAUCUCCCGGAGAUCCGGAAGGUUUCCAUGGACUACGUGAACCUGCCUGUCUUCAACCCCAAUGUGUUCAGUGAAGACGAAGACGACUUACCAGUGACGGGAGCAUCUGGCGUGCCUGAGAACAACCCACCUUGUACCGUGAACAUCCCUAUCGCACCCAUCCACAGCUCAGCGCAAGCCAUGUCCCCCACGCAGAGCAUCGGGCUGGUACAGUCCCUGCUGGCCAAUCAGAACGUGCAGCUGGACGUCCUGACCAAUCAGACCACGGCCAUGGGCGCAGCUGAGCAUGCCAGUGAGAAUGCCACCCAGUACCCGGUCUCCAACCGCUACUCCAGCCCUGGACAGGUGAUCUUCGGGGGCGUAGAGAUGGGCCGUCUCAUCCCGAACCCCCCGCAGCUGUCCCUGCUGCCGCCUGCACAGGGGCCCGUCCAGCUGUCGGUGGUGGAGCACGGAGACCGCGAGCACGAGCACCUGCAGAAGCCCGCCAAGGCGCUGAGGCCGCAGCUGGCUGCUGAGGGGGACGCCGUGGUGUUCGGCGCCCCCCAGGAGAUCCAGGUGGCAAAGCUGAACCCCCCACCGCCCUACCCAGGCACCAUCCCUGCCGCCCCCACCACUGCCCCGCCGCCGCCCCCGCCCCCGCCCCCGCAGCCCCCUGUGGAUGUGUGCUUGAAGAAGGGCGACUUCUCGCUGUACCCCACGGCCGUGCAUUACCAGCCGCCCCUGGGCUACGAGAGGAUCACCACCUUCGACAGCAGCGGCAACGUGGAGGAGGUGUGCCGGCCUCGGACGCGGAUGCUCUGCUCUCAGAACACCUACACCCUCCCCGGCCCAGGCAGCGCGGCCACCCUGAGGGUCACUGCCACCGAGAAGAAGGUGCCUCAGCCCUGCACCAGCGCCACCCUGAACCGCCUGACGGUCCCGCGCUACUCCAUCCCCACGGGAGACCCGCCUCCCUAUCCCGACCUGGCAGGCCCGCUGGCCUCCAGCCGGGUCUCAGCGCAGCGACUGGACGGAGGCCUCAUUCACGCCACGCUGCGCAGGAAUAACCGCGAGGUGGUGCUCAAGGCGGCGGCGCCUGCUGAGCCCCCGCGGGUGCACCUGCCGCUGCAGCACCCGCACCCGGCCAAGCCCAAGGGCACAGCACAGUUCCCCUUGCGGCCCCCGGCAGCCCUCUACACCUGCAGUCAGUGCAGUGGAGGGGGUGUGGCCGGCGCAGGGGGUGCACAGGCGGCCAGCACCUCCCCGCUGGCCUCGCAGUCCUCCUACAGCCUCCUGAGCCCGCCCGAGGGUGCCCGUGAGCGCACCGACUAUGUCAACUCAGCCUUCACCGAGGAUGAGGCGCUGGCCCAGCACUGUCCGGUGGAAAAGCCGCUGCGGCACACCCCACUGCCUGAAGCUGCUGUGCCCGUAAAACGGCCACCCCCUUACCAGUGGGACCCUGUGCUGGGGGAGGACAUUUGGGUGCCUCAGGAAAGGACAGCACAGACUGGAGGGCCCAACCCCCUGAAACUGCCCCCCCUGGUCGUAGGUCAGAGCCAGCACCUGGACGUGUCCCGAGUGCCCUUUAUCUCCCCCAAGUCUCCCACCAGCCCUACUGCCACUUUCCAGACGGGCUAUGGGAUGGGAGUGCCGUAUCCAGGAAGCUAUAACCCCCCUUUGCCAGGAGUUCAGGCUCCCUGCUCAAAAGAUUCCCUGUCCCCAACACAGUUUGCACAGCAGGAGCCCGCUGUGGUCCUGCAGCCGGCCUACCCUUCCAGCCUGUCCUACUGCACCUUGCCCCCCAUGUACCCCGGAAGCAGCACGUGCUCAAGUUUACAGCUGCCAUCCAUCGCCUUGCACCCCUGGAAUUCCUACAGCGCGUGCCCGCCCAUGCAGAACCCCCAGGGCACUCUCCCCCCCAAGGCACACUUGGUGGUGGAGAAGCCCCUGGUGUCCCCACCACCACCCAGCGACCUCCAAAGCCACCUGGGUACAGAGGUGAUGGCAGAGGCCUCAGACAACUUCCAGGAGGUCCUCUCUCUGACGGAAAGCCCAGUCCCCCAGCGGACAGAGAAAUUCGGGAAAAAGAACCGGAAGCGCCUGGACAGCCGAGCGGAGGAAGGGAAUGUCCAGGCCAUCACCGAGGGCAAAGUGAAGAAGGAGGCGCGGACUCUGAGUGACUUUAAUUCCCUGAUCUCCAGCCCCCGCCUGGGGAGAGAGAAAAAGAAAGUGAAGAGUCAGAAAGACCAGCUGAAGUCGAAGAAGUUGAAUAAGACGAACGAGUUCCAGGACAGCUCGGAGAGUGAGCCAGAGCUGUUCAUCAGCGGGGACGAGCUGAUGAACCAGAGCCAGGGCAGCAAGAAGGGCUGGAAGAGCAAGCGGAGCCUGCGCACAGCCAGCGAGCUGGACGAGUUCAAGUGCCGGAAAGCCAGCGAGAGGGAGGACGGGCGGCUGGGCAGCCAGGGCUUCGUGUACGUGAUGGCCAACAAGCAGCCUCUCUGGAACGAGGCCACCCAGGUGUACCAGCUGGACUUCGGCGGGCGCGUGACCCAGGAGUCGGCCAAGAACUUCCAGAUCGAGCUGGAGGGGCGGCAGGUGAUGCAGUUUGGAAGGAUCGAUGGCAAUGCAUACAUUCUGGACUUCCAGUACCCCUUCUCAGCUGUGCAGGCCUUCGCGGUGGCCCUGGCCAACGUGACGCAGCGCCUCAAAUGAAGAGACUGGCUUGGGGAGCAGAAAGAGACAGAGGAGCCUUUUCAGAGAGGCCUGAUCACAAAUGGUAGAGGAGCCCGCAAGGGGCUGGGUGCCUGGGGCCCAGAAGACAAGAGCAAACUGGAAAAGUCUCUCAGGCCCAGGAGAGGGCACCGACCGUUAGCGUUGUCGUUUGUUUGGGCUUUUAUUAUUCUUUAUUGUCUUUCUUUUUAAUCAAACAAAAUAAUACAGAAGAGAGGUGUUUGGAAGCAAAGAUACCAGGCACCUGGUGUUUUUUUGGAAACAUAAUUGAUUGUGGUAAUGUCCCACUGGGCUUGCUCAUGUCAGCUACACAAACGGGUCCUUCGGAAGGAAGACAGACUGCAUUAUAGCCUGCUGUUCUUUGAGACAUACGGGGUGUGCAUUCUUCUCAUUCUCCACAACAUCACUAGUGUACAAUCAAAACUCUUUUUUAAAAAAACACACCCAAAACCCUGAAGGUACAGGUUCUCUGGAGGGACAACAUUUAAUUCACACAUGUUAAUGUUACUCCCCUAAAGUUGACUUGAUCAAUGAAGGGUAUUUUGGCAAACACACUGUUUGACUAAUAAAAAUAGGCUUUCUACAGGGGCGCUAUUACCAGGUAUGAGUAAGAUAUGCUCCUGAUGGUGCGGGGGAAGGGGUGACGGGCGAGGAGGAAAAUCCCGCACGUGCACGCAUGGCGAGCUCCGUAGUGUGACUUGAAAUAGUACAAGGGCUCUGCUCCUCUCUGGAGGAUGCUGACAUGAAGACUCCACUAAGUUUUAUAAUUUGUCGUAAUUCCAUGGGUUCAGUCUGACUGGUUUGAGGAGAAGGUAGGAGAGAAACGUGGCCAGGUCCCAGGGUGCGGUGGGGGCUGUAGUUUUCUCAGCUGGAGUCGGGAGUCACUGGGCACCCUCUGGCUGAGAAGUAACAUUUACUCCCUCUCUUUUAUUGUUGACUCUGAAAUGUGACAGUAGACGUUAUCCUUCCCAUCAGACAACACUAUUCUACACUUUCUUUCUCUAAAAAUGCUAACGAUGCUGAUUUGAAAGCGCUCCUUUCCUCUUUCAGCUACAUUAAAAUUCAGUUGACUAGAAUUGUGUUUCAACAGGUUAGAAAUGUAAGCAAAAAUGUUUAAGCGUUUGCCAGGGUAUCAAGAGGCAGAGUUGUGGUCAUCUCUUGCCCAGAAGUCCCACCAUCUGCUCCAGGAAAACAGUUGUUUAUUAACUGUGCAGACUAUUUAUAGAGAUGAACCUCUGGGGCAGCAUGGGUAAAAUUGUAGUAUUUAAGGCAGGUGCUGGGUAAUUGCAGAAGAAAAAUCCACUGAGAUUAUCUUUUCCCACCUCACCCCGUCCUCAGCGGACGCCCUGGGCAGCAUUCAGCCCUGGUGACAAGACCCAGUGCAUUGUUCUCAGCUGUUUGUAUCUGUGAGGUGUUUAGGGCAGGAGCACAAGAACUAUCCUAUGUUUGGAUUUUGUUUGAAAACAGAAAAGUGGAAAACUACAAAAAAUUAUUUUUUAAAAAAAAUUUUAAUUCCAUGUUUUAGUUUUGAAAUAUGUUCUUAAUUCCCUGUUUUGGUUUAAAAAUUAGAAAAGAAACUGUCCCAUUCCUUUCCCAGAACAAGAUGGCAUCCAUCAUGCACCAUCCUCUCCAGCCCCAAAGAAACACAGAUAAGGUUUUAAAUAUGGCGAAGGGCGUCUCCCAGCUAGUUCCACCUGACAUUUCAAAACAGUGGACCUGAACCUGAUUCUUUUGUGGCUAAAUUCUUCCAAAAAGAAUUUAGUCAUGUGUUCAGAUUUAUCUAAUUCUUUUAUAUGAGUUUUUGUAGCUUGGUAUGAUGUUUCAGCGGUUAUUAGCUGUGCAAUGUGGUUAUAGCCUAUUUCUAGAAUAAUUUAAAUGCAAUUUUCUGUUUUAUUGCCCAAGAGAUCAUUAUUUAUCCUGCUUUAAUAGUGUUCCUAGAAACCACUACUAUUUACUGGUGAGUUAUGCCCAUUUUAUAAUUUACUUAGAAAAACAGAAUGUAACGACUUACUUGGUAGCAGUAUAUUUUGCUGCAAGAAAUAAAGAAGAUAUGAUGGGGGGUUUGCUGGACAGUUUGUAACUUUUUCUAAUUGGGAAAAACAUUUCUAUUAAUCCUGUAAGAGUAAUUUUUUCUUUGCUUUUUGAGGUAGUGAUUACAUAUGAGAUAACAUAUCCUAAAAUAUUUCCCCUUCUUUUGAAAAUUUUAUUUUUAAUUAAAAAUAAAAGGUGAUAUGAAAUGAAAAGAGACUUUUUAAGAUUAGAGUAGGUGGCAAAGGAAGGGAUUAUUAGUAAUAAGUUUUAAAAGUUCUGAUCGGUUUUUGAGCUAUAAAGACCAUGAAAGGGGCUACUUUUUAGAACUUCUCUUAAGAGGAAAUAUUGGGGGAAAUCCUUGGAAUUGAUGCUACAAAUACAUGUGUAAAGAGAAUGUAUUGUAGCAAAUAAUUAACUAAACUUCUUAAUUCUUUGACCACUCCCCAAAAGGCAUUUUCCCCACUUGGAGACAGGCCUCGUCCUGGAUGUUUUGCACACGUAGUGAGCCUCUGAAUUAGCGCUGCUCUGCUCACCCGUCCCAGGAGCAGGUAAUUUCAGGUGCCAGGUCUACUUAAACAGAUGUCUGCAGCAGUGUUCUGUCUUCUAAGCUAAUGGUGAUGCCUUCACUUAUUUUAAAAAUAGUUUUCAUUCAGUCAUUCUCAAUUUGUUAAGCGCUACUAAAGGCAGUACUUUAAGCAGCAGAAUUCUACAUACUUUAUGUUUAUUGGUAGCAAUUUAUGAAUAUUAAGAUACCUCAUUGAAUCCCUACACAUAAAAAUACUAGAGGCCUGGUGCAUGAAUUCGUGCACCAGUGGGGUCCCUCAGCCUAGCCUACAGGAUUGAGCCGAAAUUGGCUCUCCUACAUCCCCCGAGGGGUCCCGGAUUGCAAGAGGGUGCAGGCUAGGCCAAGGGACCCCACCAGUGCACGAUCGGGUCAGGGAGGAACACGGGAGGUUGGCUAGCCGGGGAGGGACCGCGGGAGGG
Molecule: messenger RNA, 9725 nt
Organism: Myotis myotis
Lineage: Eukaryota; Metazoa; Chordata; Mammalia; Chiroptera; Vespertilionidae
Gene: TULP4
Product: TUB like protein 4
Exons: 15
Coding region: 2085-6692 (1535 amino acids)
Molecular function (GO): protein binding
Source: RefSeq, a predicted model, not a curated record